GGGAUGGGGGGUGGGGUGUUCUCCAGCCAGCCAAUCAUGAGUCUCUGUACCGACCAAUCAGAUGAUAGGCAGGCUUCUCUUCCUGUUUGGCCGAAGAAUUCAUUAUCGGAUACCUUCCCACGACAUAACUUUAGGGGAUAAAGACCCGUUUUCACACUGACACAGUCAAUUGCACGGAAGGAGAUCAUGGGAGGGAUCAAACAAGAGCAGAAUGAUGCAUCUCAGCAGCCCAGAGCCUCUCAUUCAGCAGAUCAGCCACAAGAGGAGCCUAGGAAGAGAGGUUGGCCAAAGGGAAAGAAAAGAAAGAAGGUGCUACCAAAUGGUCCCAAGGCACCAGUGACAGGCUAUGUCCGCUUUCUAAAUGAACGGCGGGAGCACAUGCGUGCCCGAUACCCUGACUUACCCUUCCCAGAAAUCACCAAGAGACUCGGAGCAGAGUGGACACGAUUAGCCCCAAAUGACAAACAGCGCUAUCUGGAUGAGGCAGAGCGGGAGAAAAUUCAGUAUGCCCAGGAACUGAAGGAAUAUCAGCAGACUGAGGCCUAUCAGAUCACCAGCGCUAAGAUACAAGACAAAAGGAUCAAGAAAGAAGAUACUCCAUCCGUCAUCAUCAGUGCUAGUUCAGGGUCAUCUUUACCAAAGGCUUCUGAUCUCUCAAGCAGAUUUGACAUCCCUAUCUUCACAGAGGAGUUCCUAGACCAGAACAAAGCUCGAGAGGCUGAGUUGCGACGUCUUCGCAAGGCCAACAUAGAGUUUGAGGAGCAGAAUGCGGUGUUGCAGCGGCACAUUAAGGACAUGUACAACGCUAAAGAACGACUGGAGGCUGAACUGGGGCAGGACGAGAAGCGCACCCAGGCUCUUCAGCAACACUUGCUGGCUAUUAAACACACUCUGGUCAACAGUCUCUCAUCAGUGCCCCUGCCAGGCACUGGUGAGACAGCCUCUCUUGGGAACCUGGACUCAUACCUGAGUCGUCUCAGUGGAGUUCUGGAGGGAAACCCUCACAAGCACCGUGCCCUGCUCACCCAGCUUUGCGAGGUCCUCUCUCAUUUUGACAGUGAGAAGUUAUGAGGAGACUCCAUCCAGAGACCCUUUCAUUCCUGCAUCAGAGGGACACACGACAGGCUCAGUGGUAUUAGGUCAAGUCAUAUGGAUAUUGCAAGGAUAGUUAAAGCAAGGGUACAAAUACUUCAAAACACCACACACAGACAGACCAUAUCUACAUGCCUCUUCUUAAUGAAUAUGUGUAUUCUGUAGAAUAUGUGUAUUCAUGCACAUGAUUUUUGUGUGUUUUUGUGAAUGUAAAUCUGUGUGGCAGUGUUGAGGGUUUUUACAGUUCAGGAAUUUCAUUAAGCGUAAUGUAAUUUUACCUUCUCAGCUGCCAUAAGUACAUUUGGAUUGACCCUAACUCUAUUGUGUAACUGUGUAUUAGCAGUUACAGACAGGCCCAUGACCUGUCCAAUGAGAUAAGCCUUAUCAGUUUACAUUAAAUGCCAUUUGGCAUGUGGUUUGUGGGUAAUGUGUACGUAGUGUUAUUUAGACUGCAUGAAAAAAAAAACUGGAAGGGAUGAAAAUUAAAUGUUAGGGUAUACAUGUUUGAAUUUACAUUGAUAAUGAUAGGUUGUGGGAUGAAUAAGCAGUUUCACAUGUUGUCAGAAUAUUAUAUAUUUGUGCAGUAUAUUUGUAUUUUUUGAAAGGUCCAUUAAACCAUACUGAAAAUGUUUCCAGCAAAAGGUAAA
Messenger RNA from Lates calcarifer (barramundi perch), 1739 nucleotides. RefSeq names its product high mobility group 20B (gene hmg20b). The coding region runs from base 187 to 1071 and encodes 294 amino acids. The transcript is spliced from 9 exons. The record is from RefSeq and is a predicted model, not a curated record. Gene Ontology annotation, biological process: regulation of gene expression. NCBI's taxonomy places the organism in Eukaryota, Metazoa, Chordata, Actinopteri, Centropomidae. Gene Ontology annotation, cellular component: nucleus.